AGCGCGGCGCGGCAACCAAUGGGAGUGCGCGUUGCUGGGCGGUGGGCGCGGGACGGGCUGGCAGCGGCGCCGCCAUGAGCUCCAUCGGCACCGGGUAUGACCUGUCAGCUUCCACGUUUUCUCCAGAUGGCAGAGUGUUCCAAGUGGAAUAUGCUAUGAAAGCUGUGGAGAAUAGCAGUACAGCAAUUGGGAUAAGAUGCAAAGAUGGAGUUGUGUUUGGAGUAGAAAAAUUAGUCCUGUCCAAGCUCUACGAGGAGGGCUCCAAUAAACGCCUCUUCAAUGUCGACAGGCACGUUGGGAUGGCCGUGGCCGGGCUCCUGGCUGACGCGCGCUCCUUGGCAGACAUCGCCCGUGAAGAGGCUUCCAACUUCAGGUCUAACUAUGGCUAUGACAUCCCCCUGAAGCAUCUUGCAGACAGAGUGGCCAUGUAUGUGCAUGCCUACACCCUGUACAGUGCUGUCAGGCCUUUUGGCUGCAGUUUCAUGUUGGGGUCCUAUGAUAGUGAUGAUGGUGCACAACUGUACAUGAUUGAUCCAUCAGGAGUUUCAUACGGUUAUUGGGGUUGUGCCAUUGGUAAAGCCAGGCAGGCUGCAAAAACAGAGAUAGAAAAACUCCAGAUGAAGGAAAUGACCUGCCGUGAUGUUGUUAAAGAAGUUGCAAAAAUAAUCUACAUAGUUCAUGAUGAAGUAAAGGAUAAAGCUUUUGAGCUGGAACUCAGCUGGGUUGGAGAAAUAACCAAUGGAAAACAUGAAAUUGUUCCCAAAGACAUCAGAGAAGAAGCAGAAAAAUAUGCCAAGGAAUCUUUGAAAGAGGAAGAUGAGUCAGAUGAUGACAAUAUGUAACACAUUGUUACUCCAAAACAAGUCCAACUUUUCUUAUCUUAGACCAGGUUUGUUUAUAAUGCAUUAUGCAUGGAAUGCUGUUGUGUUCUUGUUGGAAGAAACCAACUGACCAACUUGCACUAAUAAAUUUUCCAUUUUACUGUCUGUUAGCUUUUAUUUCAAAAUGUAUAGGCCAGCAACUGUAUCUAAGGAGACAUUAAAAAGUAAAGACAUUAUCAGGCU
Camarhynchus parvulus is the source of this 1064-nucleotide messenger RNA. It is a transcript of the gene PSMA3, whose product is annotated as proteasome 20S subunit alpha 3. Lineage: Eukaryota; Metazoa; Chordata; Aves; Passeriformes; Thraupidae. The coding region runs from base 75 to 842 and encodes 255 amino acids. Gene Ontology annotation, biological process: ubiquitin-dependent protein catabolic process. Gene Ontology annotation, cellular component: proteasome core complex; proteasome core complex, alpha-subunit complex; nucleus. The record is from RefSeq and is a predicted model, not a curated record. The transcript has 11 exons.